UGGGAGAAGGUGUUGGGCUUUCGUUGCAGGGAGAGCUCUGGGACUGGUGCUGUUGAAUCUCCCUUCCUCCCCACUCAGGCUGUCCCUUCUCUCCCAGUCUGUGUUUCUCCUGCUGAGAUCUCACACCCUGCCUGUGCUGUCCCUGCCCUCUGUGCCAGGUCUGCCACCCCCAGCCAUGUCCUGCUACGACCUGUGCCGUCCCUGCGGCCCCACCCCGCUGGCCAACAGCUGCAACGAGCCCUGUGUGAGGCAGUGCCAGGACUCCCGGGUGGUGAUCCAGCCCUCGCCCGUGGUGGUGACCCUGCCCGGGCCCAUCCUGAGCUCCUUCCCCCAGAACACCGCCGUGGGAUCCACCACCUCCGCCGCCGUGGGCAGCAUCCUCAGCGAGGAGGGAGUGCCCAUCAACUCCGGGGGCUACGGCCUGGGGAGCCUGGGUGGCCUUGGUGGCUACGGCCUUGGUGGGCGCUACUGUGGCCGGAGGUGCCUGCCCUGCUAA
Messenger RNA from Chiroxiphia lanceolata (lance-tailed manakin), 496 nucleotides. Its product is annotated as feather beta keratin-like. Bases 176 to 496 code for a protein of 106 amino acids. Lineage: Eukaryota; Metazoa; Chordata; Aves; Passeriformes; Pipridae. Gene Ontology annotation, molecular function: structural constituent of cytoskeleton. The transcript has a single exon. Gene Ontology annotation, cellular component: intermediate filament. The record is from RefSeq and is a predicted model, not a curated record.